UGAUCCUGCGACGCCGUCGCCGCAAUGGGACGCCCUCCCGGAAGUGGGCUCUGGAUCGGGCAGUGAAAGUGGUGUCCAGUUACCCCCGGGACCAGAUCUGGGAAGUCGGAGCUGAACUGUUUCUUUACCUUUCUCCCAUCCUUUCUGAAUCUUCUAGGUCCGCCUAGUGAGGAAACGUCUCCGCCGUCAUGGGGGGCGGAGACCUGAAUUUGAAGAAGAGCUGGCACCCGCAGACUCUCCGCAAUGUGGAGAAAGUGUGGAAGGCUGAGCAGAAGCAUGAGGCCGAGCGGAAGAAGAUUGAGGAGCUUCAGCGGGAACUGCGGGAGGAGAGGGCUCGGGAGGAGAUGCAGCGCUAUGCGGAGGAUGUCGGGGCUGUCAAGAAAAAGGAAGAAAAAUUGGACUGGAUGUACCAGGGCCCCGGUGGGAUGGUGAACCGUGAUGAAUACUUACUGGGGCGCCCCAUUGACAAAUACGUUUUUGAGAAGAUGGAGGAGAAGGAGGCAGGCUGUUCCUCUGAGACAGGACUCCUCCCAGGCUCUAUCUUUGCCCCAUCGGGUGCCAAUUCCCUUCUUGACAUGGCCAGCAAAAUCCGGGAGGACCCACUCUUCAUCAUCAGGAAGAAAGAGGAGGAGAAAAAAAGAGAGGUGUUGAAUAAUCCUGUGAAAAUGAAGAAAAUUAAAGAAUUGUUGCAAAUGAGUCUAGUAAAAAAGGAGAAGAAGAAAAAGAAGGAGAAGAAAAAGAAGCACAAGAAACAUAAGCACAGAGGCUCAAGUAGCGAUCGUUGCAGCAGCGAGGAUGAGCGCGGCCGGGGGAGAUCUCAAAAGAAGCUGGCGAAUUCUUCCCCUGUUUUGGCCAAAGUCCCUGGAUAUGGCUUACAGCUCAGGAACUCCGACCGGAGCCAGGGACCGCGGGGUCCUCCGGUGGCUGAGCAGCGGGCAGGGCAUGGGUUGAAGAAUUACUCCAGGUCUAGAAGCUCCUCUCCCUCACCUCCGAGACACGCCAGCAAGAAGAGCACCAGAGAAGCAGGGUCCCGGGACAGGAGGUCCCGGUCCCCGGGCAGAAGGUCCCGAUCCCCCAGGCCAAGCAAACCGCACAACUCUAAGGUAAGCAGGAGAGACAGAGGCCGAACUAAGAGCCCAUCACCUAAAAAAGAGGUCUACCAAAGGCGGCAUGCUCCAGGGUACACCAGAAAGCUCUCAUCGGAGGAGCUGGAGCGAAAACGGCAAGAGAUGAUGGAGAACGCCAAGUGGCGGGAGGCGGAGAGGCUCAACAUCCUCAAGAGACACGCCAAGGACGACGAGCGCGAGCAGAGGCUGCAGAAGCUGGACUCUCGGGAUGGCAAGUUCCUCCACCGCAUGAAGCUAGAGAGCGCAUCUACCUCCUCUCUGGAAGAUCGGGUGAAGCGGAAUAUUUAUUCCCUGCAGAGGACCUCAGUAGCUCUGGAGAAGAACUUUAUGAAAAGAUGAAAGCCAUCGCCUGUCUUGCUGGUUUUCCUGAAGUUUUCAGGGAGGCUGCUGACCCCUUACAAAUUCUCUUUAUAAGAGUUCAAAUGGCUUCUUCCACAGAUGUCAAACCACCACUGUUCAAAGUGACUGUCCCCCGUGGAUCGCAGAAACAGCCCAUUUCUUUUGAGAACCCGUGUGACUUGCUCUAUGGGACCCUCGGUAACUUUUGCUGGGUGCAGAGCAGAUGUUAACUUUUUUUUGUUUUUUUUUUUUUUUUAGUGGAUGGGCACUGGAGCAUCUCGGGGUGAGCACUCAUGUUGCUCUGGAAGCCUGCUCCCCAUGGUCAGGGUACUUUUUAUUCCUCUUCCCUCCACCUGUGUGAACACCCCUAUACUACCACCUCAGUAUAGACCGGACCUUUUGGAAGCCUCUCUCCCCAAAGCCACUCAGGUAGAGCCCAGGGAGUGACAAAGAAUCUGGAAGGGAAAACAAUGCAGAAAAGCCCUGUAAAUGAACUAUUGAAGUAUUUGGACUUUUUCUCCA
Molecule: messenger RNA, 1988 nt
Organism: Sus scrofa (pig)
Lineage: Eukaryota; Metazoa; Chordata; Mammalia; Artiodactyla; Suidae
Gene: CWC25
Product: CWC25 spliceosome associated protein homolog
Biological process (GO): mRNA splicing, via spliceosome
Cellular component (GO): U2-type spliceosomal complex
Source: RefSeq, marked validated